This is a messenger RNA of Malaclemys terrapin pileata, 2677 nucleotides long. It is a transcript of the gene DHPS, whose product is annotated as deoxyhypusine synthase. Gene Ontology annotation, cellular component: cytoplasm. Gene Ontology annotation, molecular function: deoxyhypusine synthase activity. Bases 121 to 1230 code for a protein of 369 amino acids. The record is from RefSeq and is a predicted model, not a curated record. Gene Ontology annotation, biological process: peptidyl-hypusine biosynthetic process. The transcript has 10 exons. NCBI's taxonomy places the organism in Eukaryota, Metazoa, Chordata, Testudines, Emydidae.
CGCGUGACCCAGCGGGGCUGCCGUAGGCGGCCGGAGUCAACAUGGCGGCGGCCAGGACCAGGAAUGCGGCAUCGGGGCUAGCGGGGGCCUGAGGCGCCGAGCCGCGCAGGCCCCGGCCCCAUGGAGCGCGCCGGGGAGGGGUUCCCGGCCGCGGCCGUGGCGGCCGUGCUGAAGCCCAGCGCCGGCCUGCCCGAGGCGAGCCUGCAGGUGCGGGGCUACGACUUCGACCGCGGGCUGGAUCACCGCGCCCUGCUCCAGUCCUACCUCACCACCGGCUUCCAGGCCACCAGCUUCGGGCAGGCCGUGCAGGAGAUCAACAGGAUGAUCGCAGCGAAGCUGGAGCCGCUGGGCGAGGAGGAGGAGGAGACCCGCGCCGACCUGAACCCCUGCCGCCGGCAGCCUUCGGGCUGCACCAUCUUCCUGGGCUUCACCUCCAACCUCAUCAGCUCGGGCAUCCGCGAGACCAUCCGCUACCUGGUGCAGCACAACAUGGUGGACGUGCUGGUCACCACAGCAGGCGGCGUGGAAGAGGAUCUCAUCAAAUGCCUGGCACCUACCUACGUGGGGGAAUUCAGCCUGCGGGGGAAGGAGCUUCGGCAGAGCGGGAUCAACAGGAUCGGGAACCUGCUGGUGCCCAACGACAACUACUGCAAGUUCGAAGACUGGCUCAUGCCCAUCCUGGACCAGAUGGUCGCUGAGCAGAAUGUGGAGGGUGUGAAAUGGACCCCAUCCAAGAUGAUCGCACGGCUGGGCAAGGAAAUAAACAACCCUGAAUCGGUCUAUUACUGGGCACAGAAGAACAACAUCCCGGUGCUGAGCCCGGCCCUGACGGACGGAUCCCUGGGGGACAUGAUCUUCUUCCACUCCUACAAGAACCCCGGUUUGGUGCUGGACAUUGUGGAAGAUCUCCGGCUGAUCAACACCCAGGCCAUCUUCGCCAAGAAGACUGGCAUGAUCAUCUUGGGAGGGGGCCUGGUCAAACACCACAUCGCCAACGCCAACCUGAUGAGAAACGGGGCCGACUACGCCGUCUAUGUUAACACGGCACAGGAGUUCGACGGCUCCGACUCGGGGGCCCGGCCAGACGAGGCGGUGUCCUGGGGGAAGAUCCGCAUGGACGCCAAGCCCGUGAAGGUUUACGCCGACGCCUCCCUGGUUUUCCCGCUGCUGGUGGCUGAGACCUUCGCCCAGAAAGCCAGCGCCUUUGCCUCCGAGAAGCAGCACGACUGAGACCCCCCAGCCCAGCAGGGCCCUGGACUGGGGCGCAGCGUGGGGAGUCCUAGGCCCCAGGAACAAAUGGGCUCGUACCCAAGCCCAGUUUCCUCUCUCCCCUGCCCAUCACCAGAGACUGCCCCCCUCUCCCCCCGCCUCUGCCCCUGUGUCUGUGCCGGGAUCGCAGGGAAGUGGGAGAGGGUCUGGCUUUAUCCCUUUCCCUCUCUAUAACCCCCUGCUUCCAAAUUCACAAAGGCUGGGGCGUGCCUGGGCGUCAGAACUCCUGGUUCGAGUCCUGGCUCUGCCGCUGACUGGUUGGGUUAUGCCCCCCGCCCCCCCGCUGUAGAAUGGGGGUGGCCUUGUCUGCCCUCGGGGGCUGGGAUGCUCGGUGCAUUGAGGCCUUAGGUGAGGGCAGGGUUGUGACCAGCUCCCCCCAGGGUGUUGGCAGAGCCUGGCACCCACCUGCCCCCCAAUCUGCCUUGGGCCCCAUGGACUCCUGCUGGGGCCUGAUUGAACACUUUGGGUGGCUGGGGGCAGUAUGGCUAGGCCUGGUCCCACGGAUGCACGGCACAUGUUAAACAUGAUUUUAUUACUCAGCUUUUGGGAAAGAGCAACUGUGCUCCCAUCCCACGCGCUCAGGACACCUGUUAGCAGCAGCGAAGAGCCAGCCAGCCGGCUUUCGCGGCUUCCCUCUAAUGUCAGUGGCUGAGCGGCACUAAACCCUCGCUGCUGUGUGUUCCCUCUCCAGUGACCCCGAGGGGAGAAUGCCCCUAGCGCAGGCUAAGGGAGCCCUGUUGUGAGGGCAGCCUGGGGGACAGGAGCUGUGCCCCCCUAGGGAGAGCCGGGGCGUGUCCGUUGUAACCUGUGCUAGGAACACCCCCUUUUGCAGGGGGGAGAGAACCGCCCAGCAGCGCUGAGCUCUGGCGCCCGCCCGCCCCUGCCGUUCUGCAGCAGGGAAAACAGAGAGUUUAGCUCCUGGCUGGAGCUGGUGCGCAGGUGUCAGUUUCCACGCGGGGUGCUGGUUGUGCCCUCACUGGACCUGUCGGGGGCAGGGGGAGGGUGACUGUGGCGUACUUGACCAAUGGAAUGGACGCCUGGCACUGGGGGAUAGAUUUUGGGGAAGACUUUAAAAAACCAAAGCCCCAGAUGGGUGACGGUUAGAGGCCUUGGGGGGUCCCCCUAUUAAUGUCUUCUGAAGUCUCCCCACCCCUGACCCUCUGAGCCAGUUGUGGCUGUGUCCAGAUGCCCCCUGGAGGGUGGGGUGAUAGUGGGGGGCUGUAGGGUCACUGGUUGGUAGAGGGUUGCUGGGCAGGCCCACGACUCCUGCAUGGCUGGGCUCUGAGCUGCUGUGGAGGGCAAGAGGUCGCCCCCCCCUGCCAUGCUCUGGGGCUCACUGCUGCUGCCCCCCCCUAGAGUCCCGGCCGCCCCCACUCCGAGACGGGGCUCAAUAAAGCGGCUGCCCCAA